UACCACAGGUGUGGCAACGGGAAACAGGUAAACUGCUGCAGACUGCACGGUUGUGGUAGUAAAGUCACUAGAUAUUCUUCAAGCUGUGGACAAGUGUCAGAAAGGAACCAGAAACGGCCGUCACUCGUGAUUUGUUUGUUCGGAGGAAGGAAGCGUCUUGGAGGGAGAAAAGAAAGCAAAGACUAUAAUUAUCUCCGACCGAUUUUUCUGCUCCUUUUCACUUGGGGCCAGUUCGAAAAAGAACGCGGCUCCGUAGGUCGUCUGAAAACACUGAGGGGUUGUGGUAGUCACUGGCUUUGUUUUUGUCUCAAGCUCAGCCUGUGGAUUAAUUUUACAUUUGAAUUAUCGUAGGAAUUUUUUUACAGUUUUCUAAUUGGAGCCUACUGGCGCGUUCCUGUUGAAAGUUCAGUUUUGUGCAUUUCAGAGCUUUGCAGUGUACAACAGUAGCAACAAAGAUGGGUGACAUUGACUAUGAGAAUGCGGAGCAGGAGGACAGCAGUAAGCCGGAGAUAAAUGAACAGGAAGAGACGGGAUGCUUUAGGAAGUUCCAGAAUUUGAUCAUCCCACCAGAGUUUCGGGACCGGUACAUGCAACGUGCUAACUGCUGCCCACCUCCGAUCUUCAUCAUUGCCAUCAGUAUUGCAGAGUUGGCAGUGUUUAUCUACUAUGCCGUGUGGAAGCCUCAUAAGCAGUGGGUGACCCUGGAUGUAAGCAUCUGGAAAAGUCCUCUCACCUACGAUCCUUCCAAAAGACAGGAAGCAUGGCGGUUCUUUUCCUACAUGUUCGUCCACGCUGGUGUGGGGCACAUCUUCGCCAACUUAGUGAUGCAGCUCUUGCUUGGGAUCCCACUGGAAAUGGUCCACAAAGGGCAAGAAGUAGGAUCGGUUUACCUGGCUGGUGUCCUUGCAGGGUCUUUGGCCAGCUCCAUCUUUGAUCCGCUCACUGUUUUGGUUGGGGCUUCUGGGGGUGUUUAUGCACUAUAUGGAGGUUAUUUCAUAAACGCAGUGGUGAAUUUCAAACAGAUGAAACUUAUUUUUGGAGUGACUCGAAUCCUCGCCGUUGUUUCAAUUGUUGUUGCAGAUUUCAGCUAUGCCUUAUACAGAAGAUUUGCCAAUUUAGAGGGAGGUGUACAGGUGUCGUUUGUGGCUCAUUUGGGAGGAAUUGUUGCUGGGCUGACUAUCGGAUACAUCUUCUUCAUUGAUUUCAAUACGAAGCUGUGUAAAAACCCACUUUUCUGGCUCUGCAUAUUUGGAUAUGCUGCCUUCCUUAUCUUCGCUGUGUUCUUCAACAUCUUCAUCUCUCCUGCACCAUAGAUCUGGAGAAGAUUUCACCCAAAGCUGUUGGGCCACUUGCAUGCAGUCAAAGUCACAUUGUAAAGAGAGUUUCAUUCUGUAUUGCACUUGGUGACAACCAACCAAGCAAGGAAGGCUACACUGAUGCCGUGACAAGCAAGGAGGGUUACACAAACACUAUAGACAAAAAAAGAGGUGUUUUGAAUAUUUACCGUAAUCAAAUCAUCUUUGAUUUUUCCAGAUGAGAUGUUAAACUUUCUUAAUUUCCAUAUACUGAUUUGAUGGGAACCAUUGUUUGUUUCGUUUGCAUCAACAUCUCUCAUCCAGUAUUAACAAAACUCCUCUAAAUGUGAAUUAUUGUUCACAAAGAUCACAUCUUCAAACCUUAUUAACAACCUUAAACUACUACAGAGCUUUUAUCAUUAGGUCUCAUUUUAUGCCUCAUUUAUUUUGCUGUAUCCUGUUAAAGGAACAAUGAAAUGUCCGGUAAGAUGUAAAACAGAUUGUGGACACACCAGUUAUUGCAACUUAUCGAUCACUACGUCUUGAUAUUGUUACCUCAUGUCAACUUUGUAAACACAUUUAACUGUAAUUUCUGUUCUUUUUUUUCUAUUUUCUGUAAGGGUGAUAACUAAAUACUAGCUUUAAAAAUAGUGUAUUUUUGUAGGCCUGGUAACCUACAAAAAAUAGGUUUGGUAACCUGUAGGUUUUUGUUUGCUUUUGAAUUUUUAUAUCAGGGUUUUUAAAUAAAGUUAGUUUAAUGGAAUGUGUAUUACAACGAUUGACCUGGUUUCCUUCUGAAAUAAAGGAAGCAUUUUAAUGUGUCAAGAAACUUGUAUUUUCAUGUUGUAGUCAUUUUUAUCAACUGUCUGUAUAAAGUUUGCAGUUUCUAAACUGAACUCAAUUA
Messenger RNA from Gambusia affinis (western mosquitofish), 2199 nucleotides. It is a transcript of the gene rhbdl2, whose product is annotated as rhomboid, veinlet-like 2 (Drosophila). NCBI's taxonomy places the organism in Eukaryota, Metazoa, Chordata, Actinopteri, Cyprinodontiformes, Poeciliidae. The coding region runs from base 456 to 1313 and encodes 285 amino acids. The record is from RefSeq and is a predicted model, not a curated record. Gene Ontology annotation, molecular function: serine-type endopeptidase activity. The transcript has 9 exons. Gene Ontology annotation, cellular component: membrane.